Vicia faba (fava bean) is the source of this 444-nucleotide messenger RNA. Lineage: Eukaryota; Viridiplantae; Streptophyta; Magnoliopsida; Fabales; Fabaceae. The record is from the annotation of a GenBank genome assembly.
AUGGAGGAUGGUGUUAAUGAACCUACUGCUGAAGAACAAGGUUCUAAGGAACAUAUUAUUGAAAAUCACGCGUAUGAAGAAUGUGUUGUUGAAAAGUCUUCUACUGAAGGAAGUUUAUUGUUGAGCUCAAGUUACAAUGCAAGCCUCUGGAGCUUCCUUCACCAGAACCCCUCCCUGGUUCUGAAAUCAAUUUCUCAAACUAAAGUUAAAGCUUCAUCUGGACCAAAUUUAGUUCUUCAGCUUGGAAUUGAAACCUCUAUUGGGAUGUCUGCCUCUGUACCCACUGAUGCUGAAAAUGUUCCCUCAGAUAUCAUGAAGACUCUGGAAGAAUCGAAAAAUGAAAAUGAUGAAGUAAAGGCUCAGAUGAUUUGCCAGGAAGAAACCAACGUUAUGGUUCAGAACUUGUUGACCACCAUGGUUUCUAGACUUCCACCUUCUUAUUAA